ACGCGGAGGGUGGCUGGGCGGCGGCAACCGUCGCACGACCGAGCACGAAGAGAUUGGUAUCAUAGCGGAACUUUAAAUUUCAAAGUUGCUUUUUGGGAUAAUCUCAUUUGAGAUUUAUUUUUUAAAAUUGACACAUGAUUUUAUCCAAACCCUAAAAAUCUCGAAUGCUCGGAAAUCGGAAUGGAUGCAUCCGCAGCCAAUGAUCUCGACGACUACUCUCCGUCUUCAACUGUAAUAAACUUCGACAGGCCGAUCCCCUUGCUACGUGGACCGUUACCAGCCGGUCCAUCUGACGAUCCAUCGGCCGGUUCGUUUGUACUUGCAUUCAGAGACUCACAUGCUUGGAUUUCCUCAUACAGAGCCUGCGAGCGCAAAAUCAUCCUACAAUGUCAAGAGGGGGCCAGGAUUGGGUGUGCCAUCAGCGCUUCCAGCAAGUGUAAGCCUUCAUGGUGGAAGGCCCUGAUGGGUGCCAAACCUACCGAUUUAAAAGAGCGAGAGCGAUGCGAAGAGAGCGAAAUGGAAAGCUGCUUUGCUGUUGCGAAGGAGAAAUGUAUUGGGUUUGCCAGGGACAAGUGUUUAUCUCCCUUUAUGGAUGCACGGAUUGCAGUUAGGGAAAGAGGGUUGAAUUUGAAGGAAGCUUUGAAAUCGAUUCACUUGGCAUCAUUUCCCGAAGAGAGUUUGCGGAUGAUGGGUCAAAUGGGCUCCGCACGCUUGUCUCAUGGUACGAAAUUAGGGGUGACAAAUUACAAGGCAAGUGAACUGCUUGGCUCGGACGAGAAUGUGCAGUGCAUCCUGGGCGAGCAGCAACAGGGGACCAAAUAACUGUGGCUUAUUUUGAUCGUGGAAGCGCAACCCGCAGUAGCUUAUGCUGAUCGGCGUAUUACUUCCAACGCCUCUACUUACUAACUUGGCUAGAGUCCAUUGUUCUGCUUGUGGAACACAGUAGUCAUAGACUUAUUUACUGAUACUAAGAGAAGCCAAGAAUUUUUCAAUCGUCUUUGAACAGGGACAUUGUGCAGAUGCAUUUUUCUUUGGUUAUCAUUUCGACGUAGACAUUGGCUUGUACUUACAAUUUCGCCUUUCCUGACCCCUUUUUUUCCCGUAUGAAUUGUAAUUGAUACAAAACUUUCAACUUUGUUUGAUUGAUGCCUGAAAGUAUUUCGCCCUCA
Messenger RNA from Neltuma alba, 1169 nucleotides. RefSeq lists its product as uncharacterized. Gene Ontology annotation, cellular component: plastid. NCBI's taxonomy places the organism in Eukaryota, Viridiplantae, Streptophyta, Magnoliopsida, Fabales, Fabaceae. The record is from RefSeq and is a predicted model, not a curated record. The transcript has a single exon. Bases 181 to 822 code for a protein of 213 amino acids.